AUGCCUCGUGGGCAGAAGAGCAAGCUCCGUGCCGAGGAAAAGCGCCGCCAGGCCCGAAGGCAGAACCAGGGUCCGCAGGGUGCUCAGGCCUCCCCGGAGCUCUCUCCUGAGCCUGAGGGCACACCCCAAAGUUCUUCUACUGCUGGUAGCCCUCAGGAGCCAGCCCCGGGUCCCAGCACUCAGGGUGCAGCACUGGCUGGAGGUGCAGCACAGACUGAAGGUGGACAUCGCUCCCAACCAAGAGCUCGCAAAGAGGAGAAGAACGGAGCUGAUGAAGGGCCGAGCUCGGAGAACACCGCGAGCUCCAGUAAGUCCAGAGAUCCUCUCAACACCAGGUCCUGUCUCCUGAUGCAGUUGAUGCUUCGCAAGUACAAAAUGGAUGAGUUCAUCACCAAGGAAGAGAUGUUGAAGACCAUCACCCGAAAGUACAGGAAGCAGUUCCCGGAGAUCCUUAAGGUCACCACCAAGCGCCUGGAGCUUGCUUUCGGCAUCUACCUAGAGGAGCAACACCCCUGUGGUCACGUCUACUCUCUCGUCUGCAAGCUAAACCUUCCCAGCAAUCCCACCACAAGAGGUCAGAGAGAGUUGCCCAAAACCGGGCUCCUCAUGCCUCUGCUGGGCAUGAUCUUCAUUAAUGGCAACAGAGCCACUGAGAAAGAGCUCUGGGAAUUCUUGAAUAAGCUGGGGGUCUACGUUGGGGAGGAGCACCUCAUCUUUGGGGAGCCCAAGAAGCUGGUCUCCAAUUUUGUUCAAGCAAAGUACCUGGUGCACAGGCUCUUAGCCGGCAGCUGCCCUCCACGUUUUAAGUUUCGGUGGGGCCCCAGAGCCUACGCUGAAGUCAGCAAGAUGGAAGUCCUGGAGUUUUUGACUAAAACCAACAGCACCAACCCCAGUGAUUUCACAGCCGAAUAUCAAGAGGCACUAGCAGAGCAGCAAGAGAGAGCCAGAGACAAAGGUGCUGCUGAAGUUGGUCCUGCUGCCCCAGGAAAGGCCAAGGCCAAGGCCAAGGGUGCUGGAGCUUCCACCCCCUAG
Molecule: messenger RNA, 1032 nt
Organism: Elephantulus edwardii (Cape elephant shrew)
Lineage: Eukaryota; Metazoa; Chordata; Mammalia; Macroscelidea; Macroscelididae
Product: melanoma-associated antigen B1-like
Exons: 1
Coding region: 1-1032 (343 amino acids)
Biological process (GO): negative regulation of transcription by RNA polymerase II
Cellular component (GO): nucleus
Source: RefSeq, a predicted model, not a curated record